Molecule: messenger RNA, 521 nt
Organism: Drosophila bipectinata
Lineage: Eukaryota; Metazoa; Arthropoda; Insecta; Diptera; Drosophilidae
Source: RefSeq, a predicted model, not a curated record
GUGCUGUUGGGGGUUCCCAGGGAACCGCAGGAUAAUGGACCAGAGCAGCCCCAGUGGCACUUCCUCCUGCGCGAACAAGCAAAAUGAAACCGCCAUCAAUGAACCGCAAUUCAACAGCAACAGCCACGACGGCAGCUCCGCACAAUGCCAAAGGACCCGGCCGCAGGAGCCAAUGGCUGGGAGUAGUAGUGGCCAACUGGGAGCCGGGGCGAUGGUUACUGGUAACUGGUAACUGCGGCUACACUUACAACCCGCCGAGUGCCAAGGCGCCAACUGAAAUAAUGACGGCAGGCGAAAUAACAAUAAAGGCUAAGACUCCGGCAGAGGGGCGAGCCAAGACCCAAGUAAAGGACAAUAUCGAUGCUCCUUUUCCGCAUAACGGAGAGCGUUAAAGACAAUGCCAGCCAGGACCCUAAUGCGGCGAUUCCAAUGGCGAUGGCGAUGGCAAUGCAAUGAACUUCUUCAGUCCAAGUUCUUAAAGGAAUUUAACAUCGUCACUCAGAAAAUGAAAAAUACCCACA